Corylus avellana is the source of this 2126-nucleotide messenger RNA. RefSeq names its product arabinosyltransferase RRA3. Gene Ontology annotation, molecular function: glycosyltransferase activity. Gene Ontology annotation, biological process: root hair cell development. The record is from RefSeq and is a predicted model, not a curated record. NCBI's taxonomy places the organism in Eukaryota, Viridiplantae, Streptophyta, Magnoliopsida, Fagales, Betulaceae.
CAAUAACCUAAAAUUGGGACACUCCAUAUACAGGAAGUGUAGAACUCACCUUUCGUGGCCAGUGUAGGGGGCUAGGGUAAUUUGCCCCACAACCUCUUUUGUGUGGGCUGUCCAAAUUUCAAUCCAGUUGUAGAGAAUCCCAUCCUUAAAUGAAAGCUGUUUUGUUUGAUUGACCAUGCACCGAGUUGUCCAAAUUCUUGCACUUGGUCGUAAUCUUACCAUACCAAAUUAUAAGCUGAUCACCAUCAUCUUAUAAUCUAAAAAAUUACUUAGACAAACUAACAGGAUGUGUACCCUGACUAGUCGUUUCUCUUGCAUUUGGACAUUACACAACCAACUCUCAUUAAAUUAAUCAAUUAAAUAAGAAUUAAAAGCUCAUUAAUUUGGUCAACUCUGCUUGUUACCUUCUUUCACUGCUCCAUGAUUCAACUCUACCUCCCCCGGGCUAUUGCUAGCUCUGCCCAACCACCCUCUGAACUUCCCAUACAGCGAAGUACCGCUCGCUCUCUGACACUCAGUUGUCCACAAUCUCUCUCGUUCUCUCCUCACAAACCCAGAAAUGUCUUCCUUUGCCGACAAUAUGAGCUAACUCUUCCCACUUGCUUUCCUCUCCCUCUGAGACCCCGAGUCCGUACACCCAUUAAAGCCCACCAAUGAGUAGCCGGAGAGACGGGCCCUUGAUGCGGAACACGGCGCAGUCGCUUGACAAAUCGAGGGUCGCAAUCACCGCGGCGAUCGGAGUCGGAGUCCUGUUGGGUUGCGUCUUCGCCUUCUUGUUUCCUCACGGCCUCUUCUCCCCAGCCCGUGUUUACACUUCCCGCGUCUCCAAUUCUAACAAUGCGCAGUUGUUUGUUCACCAGGUUGGUUCAGCCCCUUGUGAAUCGUCUGAACGGAUGAACAUGUUGAAAUCGGAGUUUGUUGCAGCAUCGGUGAAAAAUGCCGAGUUGAAAAAAACAGUCAGGGAGCUUACUGAAAAGCUUAGAUUGGCUGAACAAAGGAAGGAUCAGGCGCAGAAGCAGUUUCUUGUGUUGGGUAAACAGCAGAAAGCUGGACCUUUUGGUACUGUCAAGGGCUUAAGAACCACCUAUACCAUGGUGCCUGAUGAAUCUGUGAAUCCAAGAUUGGCAAAGAUACUAGAGAAAGUUGCUGUUGAGAGAGAGCUUGUAGUUGCUCUUGCAAACUCAAAUGUGAAGGACAUGUUGGAAGUCUGGUUCACUAAUAUUAAGAGAGUGGGUAUAACCAAUUAUCUGGUUGUUGCUUUAGAUGACGAGAUUGCUAGGUUCUGCAAGUCAAAUGAUGUUCCAGUGUAUAAGAGAGACCCGGAUGAAGGUAUUGAUUCUGUUGCGAGGAAUGGAGGGAACCAUGCUGUCUCCGCGUUGAAGUUUCGUAUUCUGAGGGAGUUUUUGCAGCUGGGUUAUAGUGUUCUUCUAUCAGAUGUUGAUAUUGUGUAUUUGCAGAAUCCUUUUCAUUAUCUCUAUAGGGAUUCUGAUGUGGAGUCCAUGACUGAUGGUCAUGAUAACAUGACAGCUUAUGGCUACAAUGAUGUCUUUGAUGAACCUGCAAUGGGAUGGGCGCGAUUUGCUCAUACGAUGCGGAUUUGGGUCUAUAACUCUGGUUUCUUCUAUAUUAGACCAACAAUCCCUUCAAUUGAGCUUCUGGAUCGUGUAGCUGGUCGACUUUCUAGAGAGCCAAGGUCUUGGGACCAGGCAGUUUUUAAUGAGGAACUGUUUUACCCUUCUCAUCCUGGGUAUGAUGGGCUUCAUGCUGCCAGGAGAACCAUGGAUUUCUAUCUUUUUAUGAACAGCAAAGUCCUCUUCAAGAGUGUGAGGAACGAUGAUAACCUGAGCAAGUUCAAACCGGUAAUUGUUCAUGUAAAUUAUCACCCUGAUAAGCUUCAGAGAAUGAAAGCAGUUGUGGAAUUUUAUGUUGAUGGGAAGGAAGAUGCACUCAAACCCUUCCCUGAUGGUUCAGAUUGGUAACAUGUUUCUGGAAAUGCCUUUAACAAUUUAAGAGAGAUUUCAUCUUUUGUGAGUUUUGCUCUUUUUUGCUACAUUUUAAAUUUGUGAAUUACUUUUGAAAUAUAUUCCUUCUACCAUGGGAAGGAACUGUGAUGAAUUUUUUUUUGA